This is a messenger RNA of Schistocerca serialis cubense, 1908 nucleotides long. RefSeq names its product glucose dehydrogenase [FAD, quinone]-like. The record is from RefSeq and is a predicted model, not a curated record. Bases 1 to 1908 code for a protein of 635 amino acids. The transcript has 2 exons. Lineage: Eukaryota; Metazoa; Arthropoda; Insecta; Orthoptera; Acrididae. Gene Ontology annotation, molecular function: ecdysone oxidase activity; flavin adenine dinucleotide binding.
AUGUGCUGCGUGUCCAGAGGCAUCUCUGCCCUGAUGUGUCCACCCGCGGCUGCUCCCGGUCUUCAGGCGUGCGCUGCGGGCGGGGGCGGCAGUGUCGGCGCCUUGUUCUGGCAGCUGCUGGCCUCCCUGACGCAUGCGCAGUGCGCACUCGCCGACCGCAGUGCUUUCCCGCGGGACGCGUCGCCCCUGUUGACGGAAUACGACUUCGUGGUGGUCGGCGCCGGGUCUGCGGGGGCGGCGGUGGCUGCCAGGCUCUCCGAGAACCCCGUCUGGAGGGUUCUGCUCCUGGAGGCGGGAGGCGACCCUUCCCCAACGUCGGAUGUCCCCGGUCUCUCUCUGACAUUGUGGCAGACCGAGAUGGAUUGGGCGUACCAGACUGAACCGGAAGGUCGCGCUUGUCUGUCACAGGUGGAUGGAAGGUGUGCUUGGCCACGAGGCAAAGGCCUCGGUGGUAGCAGUUCAAUUAACGGCAUGACAUAUAUCAGAGGCAGCCCACAGGACUACGAUGGCUGGGCAGCACUCGGUAACGAUGGCUGGUCGUACCAGGAGGUACUGCCCUUCUUCAAGAAGCUAGAGGCCUUUGAAGAGGAGGAACUGAAGAAAAGACCGCACAUGGCAAGUGUACAUGGGUGCAGUGGUCCUAUUCACGUCACGAAACCAGAGCGCCUAGAUCCUGCCUUUGAGACACUAGACGCCGCUGCCAAAGAACUAGACUACAGAAUUAUUGAGGACUACAGUGCCGAGUCCCAUGUGGGGUUUGGGAAUACACACUCUUCCAUCAGUAAUGGUAUGAGGUGGAGCACAGCUCGUGGAUAUUUAUUGCCAGUGACAGAGAGGUCGAACCUGCAUGUCCUGAAGUUUGCAUACGUAACCAAGGUUCUGAUUCGGGAAAAGGACCAGGCAGCAUACGGCUUACAGUUUCUCAAAGACGGGACUAUCAAGGAAGUUAGAGCAAGAAAGGAAAUAAUACUGUCAGCAGGAGUUAUCAACACACCUCACAUACUGAUGCAUUCUGGAAUUGGGCCAAAAGCCCACUUGGAUAAGGUUGGUGUACCAGUGCUGAAGGAUCUCAAAGUAGGUUACAAUCUUCAGGACCAUCUGGUUUAUUUUGGACUAUGUUACACAAGGAAACAUUUGGUGGGAACAACAGCUGAAGAGAAUUUCUUUAAAUAUUUGAUGAACAGGACAGGUUCUCUUUCAACACCAGGACUCAUUUCUUACACAGGGUUCACAGUGACAGAUAAAGCGCCACCUGUCCUUCCUAGUAUCGAUACAACUAACUACCCAGAUAUACAGCUCAUGUUUUCGCUUGCCCAACGCACCACUAACAUCUUUACUGCCAAAGCUCUCACUUUGGAUGAAGAAACCACGAACGCCCUGAAGAAACUUGUUGAAAACGAGGACGUGAUAUUAGUUUCGUUGGUAUUAUUAGCGCCUAGGAGCCGUGGUCGCAUCAGGCUGAAGAGUACCGACCCGACGGACCUGCCACUCAUCUACCCUGGCUACCUUGAAGACCCUGAUGACUUCGAGAAUCUACUUGCUGGGGUGGAGUUUGCCCAGAGGUUUGGCUCGACAGAGGCGAUGCAGAAAGCUGGUUACUCUGUAAAGCAGUUCCCUCUGAAGAACUGCAACCGCUCAUCGCUGCUGAAACACGACUACUGGCGAUGCGCUGUGGCACACCUCACCAGCUCAGGGUACCACCCUGUGGGCACCGCCAAGAUGGGGCCCUCCGCGGAUGCAGACGCGGUCGUUGACCCGUGGCUGCGAGUCCACGGCGUGCGCAAUCUGCGUGUAGCUGACGCGUCCGUCAUGCCAGUCAUUGUUCGCUGCAACACCAACGUCGCCUCCAUCAUGAUCGGCGAGAAGUGUGCGCAUAUGGUGACUGAAGAGUGGCGGCACCACUCCUAG